Messenger RNA from Helianthus annuus (common sunflower), 504 nucleotides. RefSeq lists its product as uncharacterized. NCBI's taxonomy places the organism in Eukaryota, Viridiplantae, Streptophyta, Magnoliopsida, Asterales, Asteraceae. The coding region runs from base 1 to 504 and encodes 167 amino acids. The record is from RefSeq and is a predicted model, not a curated record. The transcript has a single exon.
AUGCUUCUAAGAACCUCAUAUUCUCACACCAAAAACUUCUUAAAAAAGACCAUACAAAGCUUAAAAUCCUACAUUUCAGGAGGCUACCAAAGACUACCAAAAACCCCACCAUGCAACCCUUAUUCAUGCACCCGCAACGGUGGUUGCGUCGGAAUAAAUGCAACCCACUUCAACGCGAACCUAACCAUCAAAAGAACCGGUAGCAUGAAGCUUAAAGUACCAAACUUGACCCUCAAGAGUCAAGAAAACAAGAAGUUGUAUCAUGGGAAAGAUGAGUCAUCAAAGUGUUUGGUCACAAGAAAACUUAAGGAGUUGGAGAUGAUGGAUGAAACUGAUGUUGAUCUUGUUGUUGAUAUCGAAGAGGUUCUUCGCUACUAUUCUCGAUUAACAUGUCCGAUUUAUCGCGACAUUAUCGACAAGUUUUUUGUGGAUGUGUACUCCGGGACAUUUUAUCUUUCUCGUGUUGAGAAUUUAGUGUCAACAAAACGAUUGAUUAAAAUUUAA